AAUAACAUUCGACCACAAAGCAAAAAGGCUGUGAGUACCAAUCUCUCCCGCUCUCUCUCUCUCUCUAUCCACCAUCUCUCUGUGUUCUUCUUACACAGAGACACCGAGAAUGGCGGAUCCUGAUUUGUCUUCUCCGUUGAUCCAUCAUCAAUCAUCCAUCGAUCAACCCGAGGUUGUUAUCUCAAUCGGCGUUGACGACGACGACUCCUCCUCCUCCACCGACUCAGGACUUAAUCUCCCCUCCGCCGUUGGUGUUGUUCCACGUGGUUUUCAAUUCGACCAUUGUAAUAACCCUUACGGGUUUCUCAGCGAGACAGAACCUCCUGUUCUUGGUCCGACAACUGUGGAUCCAUUCCGGAACAAUACUCCUGGUGUUUUCGGAUUGUACGAAGCGAUUAAGAUCGUGAUUUGUCUCCCGAUUGCUUUGGUUAGACUUGUUCUCUUUGGUGCUAGCUUAGCUGUUGGUUACUUGGCUACCAAACUUGCUCUUGCUGGCUGGAAAGAUAAAGAGAACCCUAUGCCUCUUUGGCGUUGUCGAAUCAUGUGGAUUACUCGGAUCUGUACCAGAUGUAUCCUCUUCUCUUUCGGUUAUCAGUGGAUAAGACGGAAAGGGAAACCUGCACGGAGGGAGAUUGCUCCGAUUGUUGUAUCAAACCAUGUUUCUUAUAUUGAACCAAUCUUUUACUUCUAUGAACUAUCACCGACCAUUGUUGCAUCGGAGUCACAUGAUUCACUUCCAUUUGUUGGAACUAUUAUCAGGGCAAUGCAGGUGAUAUAUGUGAAUAGAUUCUCACAGACAUCAAGGAAGAACGCCGUGCAUGAAAUAAAGAGAAAAGCUUCCUGCGAUAGAUUUCCUCGUCUGCUCUUAUUUCCGGAGGGAACCACAACUAAUGGGAAAGUUCUUAUUUCCUUCCAACUUGGCGCUUUCAUCCCUGGUUAUCCUAUUCAACCUGUAGUUGUCCGCUAUCCCCAUGUACAUUUUGAUCAAUCCUGGGGGAAUAUUUCUUUGGUGAUGCUCAUGUUUAGAAUGUUCACCCAGUUUCACAAUUUCAUGGAGGUUGAAUACCUUCCAGUAAUCUAUCCCAGUGAAAAGCAAAAGCAGAAUGCUGUGCGUCUCUCACAGAAGACUAGUCAAGCAAUUGCAGCAUCUUUGAAUGUCGUGCAAACAUCCCAUUCUUAUGCGGACUUGAUGCUACUUAACAAAGCAACUGAGCUAAAGCUGGAGAACCCCUCAAAUUACAUGGUUGAAAUGGCAAAAGUUGAGUCGCUAUUCCAUAUAAGCAGCUUAGAGGCAACACGAUUUUUGGAUACAUUUGUUUCCAUGAAUCCGGACUCGAGUGGACGUGUUAGGCUACAUGACUUUCUUUGGGGUCUUAGACUGAAGCCUUGCACUCUUUCUAAAAGGAUAUUUGAGUUCAUCGAUGUGGAAAAGGUCGGAUCAAUCACUUUCAAACAGUUCUUGUUUGCCUCCGGUCAUGUAUUGACCCAGCCGCUUUUUCAGCAAACAUGCGAACUAGUCUUUUCGCAUUGCGAUAGAGAUGGAGAUGGCUAUAUUACAAUUCAAGAACUUGGAGACGCUCUCAAAAACACAAUUCCAAACUUGAACAAGGCCGAUAUUCAAGGAAUUUACAAUUUGCUAGACGACGACCAAGAUGAAAGAAUCAGCCAAAACGACUUGUUGACCUGCUUAAGAAGAAACCCUCUUCUCAUAGCAAUCUUUGCGCCUGACUUUGCUCCAACAUAACACAAAAGAGAGAAAAUGGUGGAGAAGCUUUGUGAUCGGUGCGAUGAUAUAAACUUGUCUAUGUGGUAUACCUUUUUGUUUUGUCUUCUUUGUAUGUCAGUUGUUUCAGUUAGUAAAAAGAAGAAGGGGAUGCUAAGUUUUUGGCCUAUACAUACCCUCUCCAACAUGGAUCCAUCCUUGGACUCUAUAACUGCGUGUCGUCUCUACCCAAAAAAAACGCUAUGUUGUUUGCUCUUCUAGUUCUGAGCAAACUUCGCUGUAUUUGUUUUUUGUUUUUUGUCAAUUUUUGAGGUUACAUUACUAAUCACAUAUGUUGUAUUAUCCAAAUUUCGAAUGUAUCAGUGUUAUUUUUUUUAA
Camelina sativa (false flax) is the source of this 2101-nucleotide messenger RNA. RefSeq names its product lysophospholipid acyltransferase LPEAT2. Gene Ontology annotation, biological process: phospholipid metabolic process. The record is from RefSeq and is a predicted model, not a curated record. Lineage: Eukaryota; Viridiplantae; Streptophyta; Magnoliopsida; Brassicales; Brassicaceae. Gene Ontology annotation, molecular function: lysophosphatidylethanolamine acyltransferase activity; calcium ion binding.